Molecule: messenger RNA, 345 nt
Organism: Daphnia carinata
Lineage: Eukaryota; Metazoa; Arthropoda; Branchiopoda; Diplostraca; Daphniidae
Product: pro-resilin-like
Exons: 3
Coding region: 1-345 (114 amino acids)
Cellular component (GO): extracellular matrix
Source: RefSeq, a predicted model, not a curated record
AUGAAUAAGUUCAUCAUUGCUGCUAUGUUGAUGACGGUUGCUGUUGUUGCAGCUUUGCCGCAAUCCUACUCGUCUGAGGCCAGCUCCAAACCAUCCUACGAUGACCCCCCGAUGCCAUACAGCUUUGAUUGGAGCGUCAAAGAUGAGGAGAGCAAGAACGACUAUGCCCACAAUGAGAAAAGUGACGGCAAAGUAACUACCGGAUCUUAUCGCGUUGCUCUUCCCGAUGGCCGCACUCAGAUCGUCACCUACAAGGCCGAUGAAAACGGUUACGUCGCCGACGUCAAGUACGAAGGUGAAGCCAAAUACCCUACUCCCGAAUACAAGCCAGCAUCCAAAUACUAA